This is a messenger RNA of Gastrolobium bilobum, 1374 nucleotides long. RefSeq lists its product as uncharacterized. Gene Ontology annotation, molecular function: protein binding. The coding region runs from base 1 to 1374 and encodes 457 amino acids. The transcript has a single exon. Lineage: Eukaryota; Viridiplantae; Streptophyta; Magnoliopsida; Fabales; Fabaceae. The record is from RefSeq and is a predicted model, not a curated record.
AUGACAUCACAUAGCGAAGAAAGUUCUGCAUGUUCAUCACUCUUAGCACAAACUCACUGUGUUGAUAGCACGCAAAUGGAACAAGCUGAAAGCACACUAAUCAGAGAGAGCAACAGCAAAGAAAACAAUCUGAGUGUAAAAGAAGAGAAGAAACGUAACAGCAGAUGGGCAAAUCUUCCAGAUGAUGUCCUGGAACUGAUUAUGAAGCGUUUGAGCCUCAAAGAUUACCUUGGAUUGCGUGCAAUAUGCUCCCCUUGGAGGGCUACAGUUGCUAAUGCCAUUUUAAACAAACAUUGCCACCCUUUACCUGAACUGCCACUGGUUGUCCUCAACUCUCAUGAAUCAUACACAUUUUUCAACUUGAGGACAGAACGUCUACUUUGUCCCAAAACACCACUAUUUAAGAAUAUGCAGACCUUUCAUGGCUCAGUUGAAGGAUGGAUGAUUGUGAGUGAAUAUGUUAACGUGGCUAGUCUAAAUAUCUUUUUCUUCAAUCCAGUGACAAAUGCUAGAGUCUUUGUCCCAUCAAUGUUGAACUUUCCAUCCAACUCUCCCCGUCAAGAUAAUUUGUUAUUGGGAAAAAUGGUGGCCUCCUCCAGACCCGAUUGUUCUGGUUGUUUUUUGGUUGGUCUCUUUGAUGAUUAUUGUCACAUUGCAUUUUGUAGAAUUUCUGUCGAGUCAUGGUCUACAAUUGAAGCAGAUAAGGAUUCAGGGGUUCAUUUUAUUGAUGUGGAAAUUAUUGAUACUAAAUUGUAUGCUAGAACUGACAGAUCCUUGAAUACCAUUCUGGUUUUUGAUCUGCAAGAUUUCAGUGAUGAACCUCCAAAGCCCAAAGUAUUAGCUAUGAUCCCAGUCCCACAAGUGCCACCACCAGUAUCAAGAUUAUUUGGUAACAUACGAUUUGACAGGGGUAAUUUACUCAUCUUCUUAGCCAAAGAUGAUGCAAUCGGAGAGUUAUUCCUCAUUUACAUGUUCUGUAACUCAGCUUAUGAAACACAUAAUGUUGGCUAUAUGAACCUCGUCAUGCAAUAUGUUACCCCACCUACGAUUACCAGAGUUGAUGUAUUCAAGUUGAACACAAGUAAUGAAACAAAUCAGUGGAUCAAGGUUGAUAACUUGGGUGAUCGUGUGAUGUUUCUUGGCGGUAACAAGUGCUUGGUAAUGUCAAGGGCCGCACUUAACAGCACUGAAGAGUUAAUUGCGGGAAAUAGUAUCUAUUUUAUUGUUGAAUUUCAUUGUCCUGCAAACCCAAGGGUAGUCUUUCGAUUGGGGAUGAUUAGCUUGACUGAUAACAGCAUCAAAUAUAAAUAUUUUUCUCUGGUUAAAUCAAGUCCUUUUCCCCCUAAUCUUAGUUGGUUUGUACCAAGUGUUUAA